Notodromas monacha is the source of this 1006-nucleotide messenger RNA. NCBI's taxonomy places the organism in Eukaryota, Metazoa, Arthropoda, Ostracoda, Podocopida, Cyprididae. The record is from the annotation of a GenBank genome assembly.
AAGAAUGAAUGUAGUAUUUUUGCAUCCCGAUUUGGGGAUUGGUGGAGCGGAGCGAUUAGUCGUAGAUGCUGCUCUAGCGUUGAAAAGCAAGGGGCAUUUGGUGCGGUUCGUGACGAACCAUCACGACCGAUCGCAUUGUUUUCCGGAAACUCGGGAUGGAACGGUUGGCGUCACUGUGGUUGGUGAAUGGUUCCCGAGAAGUGUUCUAGGUAAAUGCCAGGCAUUGUGUGCUUACCUGAGGAUGAUGUUGGCUGCUUUCUACCUUGUGUGGUUCUCUGGAAUCAAGUGCGACGUGAUUUUUGUGGACCAAAUUUCCGUGUGCAUCCCGAUCCUGCGAAUGGGGACCCGGGCAAAAAUCGUUUUCUACUGUCAUUUUCCGGACCAACUUUUAUCUGCUGGACGUGAAAACUUGAUCAAGUCUUUGUACAGGGCUCCGUUGGACUUCCUUGAAGAAGUGACGACUGGGAUGGCUCACAGGAUAUUGGUCAAUAGCCAGUUCACGGCCGCAUUAGAAGCCCUGGUUCCCGGGGAAUGGGACCACUUGAAGCUUGUCAUAGCUGGAGGAUACGAUUCUAGGGUAGAAGAAAAUGUAUCUCACUACAAGGAACUCGUGGAACUGAGCAAGAAACUUGGCAUUGAAGACAAGAUGCUCUUUCUGCAGUCGCCGUCAGAGCUGACAAAAAUUGCACUCAUUCGCACAUGCACUGCCCUGAUUUAUACUCCGGAAAAUGAACACUUUGGCAUUGUUCCCUUGGAAGCCAUGUACCUAGGCGCACCUGUGGUGGCAAUGGACAGUGGCGGUCCUAAGGAAACCGUUGUUGAUGGGGUCACAGGUUUUUUGACCCCUCCCGGGGACGCUGGUGCUGUGGCCAAGGCCAUGUCUGGCCUGCUGACCAACAAUGAUCAUCAUCGUAUGGGUGCAAUGGGCAGGGAGUGGGUGAAAGACAAGUUCUCGUUCAAAAACUUCUCGGAUGCACUAAAUAGCCUUGUAGCCACUGACGAGUAG